Molecule: messenger RNA, 897 nt
Organism: Capronia epimyces CBS 606.96
Lineage: Eukaryota; Fungi; Ascomycota; Eurotiomycetes; Chaetothyriales; Herpotrichiellaceae
Exons: 8
Coding region: 1-897 (298 amino acids)
Molecular function (GO): oxidoreductase activity
Source: RefSeq, a predicted model, not a curated record
AUGGCCCAGAUCCCAGUUCGACAAGACGUGUUGGCCACCUUAAAAGGCCGAACCAUUCUGAUCACAGGCGGCGCCAACGGCAUAGGCCGACAGACGGUUUUGUUGUUACACGGUUAUGGAGCGAAUGUAAUUGUCGGCGAUCUCGACGUCGCCAGGGGCGAAUCCUUACUCGAAGAGAUUGGCGGAGCUGGCCUGUUCCAAAAGACCGAUGUCACCAAUUGGGAGUCACUCAGGGCGCUGUUUGAGGCAGCCAAGGCCAAGUACGGCGCAAUCGAUGCCGUUCUGGCCAACGCCGGUGUCCCGGAGCGACCCCCGUUCCUCUUCGACGAGACGCUGGACGAGAACGGGCUGUUGAAGGAACCUGACUUCCGCCUCAUCGAUAUCAAUGUGAACGGGGUGAUGAGAACUGCAAAGCUUGCUUUACACUACUUUGCCAAAAGCCCCACGCCGGGGGGAGCGUUGGUGAUAACCGGGUCUGCAGCAUCGUAUUUUGCUUCACCGCCGAUUGUACGGUACGGUGCAGCCAAGCAUGCGCUUCUGGGUCUACUGCGUGCCGCUGCCGCAAUGACGAAGCCGGCAAAUGUGCGAGUGAACCUGGUUGCUCCGUGGAUGACUGCCACCGAGUUCAGUUCCGAAACCAGCGAGAUCUGGGGCGACUUACCAUUGAACACGGCCCAAGAAGUGGCCGAGGCACUCUGCGUGGCUGCUGCAGACAAGUCUCUUCACGGACGAGCACUCUAUGUGGCCAAGGAAAUUGUCGACUUUGAACUUCCGUUACACCAGACCAGGGAGAGCUGGAUGACGGCCAAGCAAGCGGCGUGGUUUGAGCAAGGCAGAGAACGGCUGGCCGUGGGCAUGGGGCUUCCAGGGGAUCAUUAUCUCGCAGAUGCUGUGUAG